Messenger RNA from Rana temporaria (common frog), 867 nucleotides. RefSeq names its product trinucleotide repeat-containing gene 6A protein-like. The record is from RefSeq and is a predicted model, not a curated record. The transcript is spliced from 5 exons. Lineage: Eukaryota; Metazoa; Chordata; Amphibia; Anura; Ranidae. The coding region runs from base 237 to 512 and encodes 91 amino acids.
CCGACGCAGCGCGGCCUCCUCUUCCGGUGUGUGAGAAUUCUGCGCAGGAAAUGGCGCCGGUGGAUGUGACGAGCGUGUCUCCAGUGCAGCAGCCUCUGGCGGACUGAGAGGCUCUCCGAGGCCGCAGCUGCCGCCGGCUGCUCCCCUGAUGUCCCUGCAGUGCACUUUAUAUACAUGAGGGCCACUUUGGAGAAAAGCCAGGCAGUCGAACAGUACGUCUUUGCAUUGAGAAGAAAAUGAAAGUCAAGAAGAAAGUUAAAGAAUUGGAAGCUGCAGCUACCAAAGACAUUGAAGGAAAUCUGCGUAGGAGUGCAGUGCAAGAAGAGGAGGUACAGUUAAUGGAAGAAAAAAAAAAUCGUAAGAACGAUAAAAAAAAGAAGGAAGCUGCCGCUAAAAAGGCCUCUGAACAAAAAAACAAAGGUAGGCCUUUUAACCGAGUUCUUGUAAUCUGUGGUAGACGGUUUAUUGUUUUUGCAGAGAUUGUUUUUAUGUGUCCUUUCACCUCUGCAUGAUCUUUGGAUUGCGGUCGUUUUGUGUAAACACUGGUUUCUUCACCAGAGUAGCUGUCCUCCGGUACAAAUAUUAUCUUCACUUCCCUUUUUAUGUCUUCCGAAGUAAACUUGCUUUGUUACAGAAAGAAGCUAAAACCUGAAACUUGCACUUUUAGUGAAACGGCGACUAAUAAUAAUCUACAUGAAAGAUGCUUUUCUGGAAAGUUGGUUAUAUGAGAUUUAAAGAGAACCAGUCACAAGUCCACAUCUAUAAUAAUCCUAUUCUACAUAUGAAUGAAGGUUUUAUUUAGAAAAAAAAAAGCCUUUUGCACCUCACCAAACAUGUACAGGCAUACCCCACUUUUAAGUACACAAU